AUGGCCGCUAACGCGACCGCCCCGAAAAUACGCACCGAGACCAACGGGCCGUACGUCACCGGGAUCGCCGUCGGCUUCGCCAUCGCCUCCGCCGCCGUCUUCUCCCUCCGGCUCUACACCCGGCUCUUUCUCCUGAAGACGGCCGGGAAAGAUGACUGGACCAUUUGUAUCGCGAUGGUCUGCGCCGUGGUCGUCACAAUGUCAACGUGCAUGGAGGUGAGAUAUGGCAUGGGAAAACAUACCGAGAACGUCUCUGCGGCGGAGAUGCGUGAACAACUCAAGUACCUCUUCAUCACCAUCCUCCACUACAACAUGGGCAUGAACGUCGCCAAGGUCUCGUUCUUGCUCCAGUACCGGCGCAUCUUCGUCGACCGAGUCGUGAGGCGCGUCUGCGCCUGGGCCAUGGCAUACGUCGCCGUCUGGGCGUGCGUCCAGGCGACGCUGCUCGGCCUCAGCUGCCUGCCCAUCUCCUUCAUCGUGCCCAGCACGGCGGGCUUCUGCCUCGACACGCUGCCCAUCUGGUACUUCUCGUCGGCCAUGAGCCUGAUCACCGACCUGGCCAUCUUCUGCAUCCCGCUGCGCUCCGUGCUGCAGCUCCAGCUGCCGAGGAAGCAAAAGUUCAUGCUGUUUGGCAUCUUCUGCCUGGGCUUCGGCGUCUGCAUCAUAUCCAUGUACCGCAUGUUCACCCUCCGCACCGCCGUCUUCAGCGACGACCCGACGUGGGAUAACAUCGGCGCGGCCAUCUGGUCCGUCAUCGAGCUCAACACGUCCAUCAUCGCCGCCUCGCUCCCGACCAUCCGGCCCCUCCUCGCCAAGUGGCUACCGCGCGCGGGGCUCUCGUCGGCGCGCAAGUCGAGCGACUGCCAUUCGGGCCUCUCCCAUGGCGGCGGCGGCGGCGGCGGCGGCAAGUCCAGGGACUUCGGCAGCGCGAGGCGCGGCGACGAGGUCGAUACGGGGGCCGGGGCCAGCACCGACGACCUCGUGCUCAAGGACUUCGGCGGCACCGGCACCGGCGGUCUCGGGUAUUCCGGGGGUGGGUCGUCGGUGUUCACGGCCCACCCGAUGCAGGGAGGCGGCGGCGGCGGCGGCGGCGGCGGCGGUCAGGUCGCGGGCGUCGGCCGCCACAACAUCGUCGUCACGACGGAGACUAGUGUCAAGGAGGACAGGCGAGAGAGAACCCACAGCUGGGGAUAUGCCAAUUGA
Molecule: messenger RNA, 1203 nt
Organism: Colletotrichum graminicola M1.001
Lineage: Eukaryota; Fungi; Ascomycota; Sordariomycetes; Glomerellales; Glomerellaceae
Exons: 5
Coding region: 1-1203 (400 amino acids)
Source: RefSeq, a predicted model, not a curated record